AUGGUCUUCAAGGUUUCGAAAAAAAUUAGAGCGAUUCAGAUGAAUCACACAAACGCAGUUGACAAGGUUUCGACAGAUGCUGGGUCUGUCUUGAGCGUAUCAGAACGUAGCAUCAAGCUGCCCACCAUAAAACUGCCAUCACUUAACGGUGAUGUAACGCAAUUCCGGCAUUUUCACAAUACAUUUGUGAGUCUUGUCGUAAACAAUGAGGAACUAGAGGACAUUGCUAUGUACUAUCAUUUUCUGAGUUCAUUAACAGGUGAAGAACGCAAUGUAAUUGCCCAUCUCCCUGUGACUCGUACUAACUUUAAGGUAGCCUUUGAUUUGGUCUGUAAUAGAUACAAUAAUCCUCGACUGGUUGCAUCAGCACACUUAAACAAACUGCUAACGCUACCGGCAAUCACAAAGUCAUGUUCAGGUGAACUUCUUGCACUACUGAACGAGGCUUUAAGCAAUGUGUAUGCGCUGAUGGCAUUACAGCUAGAUGUCUCUUUGCGAGGCUUAAUUACAUCACAGCUCCUUACAGAAAGGGUUGAACAUUCUAUAACAACCGACUCUGAAGACAGACUGAGUUCAAGUAGCUUACCAACAUUUAAAGAAACUUGUGCCUUUCUCGAGAAUAAAUGUAAAUCUUUAGAAAUAGCCAAGACUACAGCACCACAACGUCAAGGCACAACUGUUAAUAAACAACAGAAUGCGCCCAAUACCAAGCAGUUUGGGCAUUCGAAACAGACAUAUGUUGCUACAAGUACUGCAUGUGUCAUGUGUUACCAGCCUCACGUGCUGCACAAGUGCAGUAAAUUCAAACAAGCCAUGUGUAGUGAACGCAAGGCUGUUGUGAUGCGCAACAACUUGUGCCACAACUGUCUGAAGAAUGAUCACAGGGCUUCUUAA
Molecule: messenger RNA, 894 nt
Organism: Schistocerca americana (American grasshopper)
Lineage: Eukaryota; Metazoa; Arthropoda; Insecta; Orthoptera; Acrididae
Exons: 1
Coding region: 1-894 (297 amino acids)
Source: RefSeq, a predicted model, not a curated record